AUGUAUCCAAUUCAAUCAUCAAAAUCUACUUCAUUAUCUAAAAUUAAUGAUAAUAUUAAAAGUAGGAAUAAUAAUGACAAUAAUGAUGGUGAUACUAUACUACCGAUAUGGUUCCAGAAUCUCCCAUUCGACCAUCCCAUUUUUCCAUUUCUAUCAAAAGCUUCUUCAUCGUUUGCUGAGCGAACAUUAUCAAAAAGUGUAUUACCAACACCACCGCCAUUAUCAUCUACAUUAUCAUUACCUUUGCUUCUUUCAACUGAUCCUCUUAUGUCAGCAAUACCAUUUCCCAUUACAUUAAUACGUGGUGAUAAACUUCAAACGAUCAACCUUCAAUUACAGUUAACUUCAAAUGAAACAGUGAUAAAUGAUAUCUUAUCAACGAGAGAACAUUGUGAUAAUGUCUUACUAUUAUGCUUCUCACGUGCUGGACGAUAUUUUCAUGUGGUAUUUUGCUCAGCGCCGGAUGGUUUCAAUAUCGGUGACCAAUUUAGUAUACCCGCAAAAUGGCAAUCACUAUGUAAAGCUGCAAAUAUUGAUGAAGCCAAUAUUCGAAAUGGAAUUGUUCUUCGCAAUAUUGAAUUUGGUGAAGAAAUAAUUAUUUGUGAUGAAUCUGAAGCAUUGCUACUUGAGCCAAGGAAAAUGGUUCAUAGUGAUGAGCCAAGCAAACAGUUGGAAAUAAUACAGCAUGAAUUAAUUGACACCGAGCACACUGGUGGCUAUAGAUGUGAUCGUUGUGGUAAAAUGUUUACUUAUGCAUAUUAUCGUGAGAAACAUCUCAAAUAUACACGUUGUGUUGAUCAAGGUGAUCGUAAAUUUCGUUGCUCCAUUUGUCCACGGUCAUUUGAGAAACGUGAUCGGUUAAGGAUUCAUGUAUUGCACGUUCAUGAAAAUCAUCGACCUCACGUAUGUUCCACGUGUGGCAAAUCAUUUUCUCAAUCAUCAAGUCUUAAUAAACACUUCCGAGUGCAUUCCGGUGAACGACCGUACAAGUGCAUUUUUUGCAGCAAAAGUUUUACAGCAAGCAGUAUCCUUCGUACGCAUAUACGGCAACAUAGUGGUGAAAAACCUUUUCAGUGUGCUAAUUGUGGUAAAUCAUUUGCAUCGCAUGCAGCACAUGAUAGCCACGUACGUCGAACUCAUCAACAACAACAGCAGCAACAACAACAACAACAACAACAACAACAGCAACAGCAGCAAUGUAGCAUUUAUCGUUGUCAAAUGUGUCAAAAAACAUUUGAACAUGAAUUACAUCUUAAUUUUCAUCAACAUUGUGUUCACUCGGUGACUAUUUCAUAA
Molecule: messenger RNA, 1296 nt
Organism: Cercopithifilaria johnstoni
Lineage: Eukaryota; Metazoa; Nematoda; Chromadorea; Rhabditida; Onchocercidae
Source: the annotation of a GenBank genome assembly